Messenger RNA from Apus apus (common swift), 3522 nucleotides. RefSeq names its product sec1 family domain containing 2 (gene SCFD2). The coding region runs from base 13 to 1965 and encodes 650 amino acids. The record is from RefSeq and is a predicted model, not a curated record. Gene Ontology annotation, biological process: intracellular protein transport; vesicle-mediated transport. The transcript is spliced from 9 exons. NCBI's taxonomy places the organism in Eukaryota, Metazoa, Chordata, Aves, Apodiformes, Apodidae.
AGCGCCGCCGCCAUGGCGGUGCCGGCCGCGGAGCUGCGGCGGGCGUGUCGCCAGGCCUGGGAGCCCGUGUUCGCCCGGGCGCGCCGGGCCGUCGUCUUCCUGGACGCGGCGUCUGCCGAGGCGCUGCACUGGAGCUGCGGAGGGGCGGGCGAGCUGCUGGCGGCGGGGGCACUGGCCGUCAGGGCGCUGCCCGCCGAGGCAGCGGCGGGGGCGGCCCGCGCCGUCUUCGUAGUGAGCGGGGCGCUGCGGGGCGGUGCAGCCGCGGCCGUGCGCGGGGUGCUGGGCCGGGGCACCGUGCGGCACUGCGUGCUGGUGUCCGGCGGGGAGGCGGAGGGCGGCGAUUCGGCCGAGCUGGAGGAGACGCUGCAGCGGUGGAUGGCCGAGGGCGGCCGCGCCGAGGUGAUGCGGCGGGGCCCGCCGCUCCUGGCCCCCGUCUCGGCUGAGCUCUGCCUGCUGCCCGCCCUGGCCGCUCUCUUCCCGCCCCUGCCCUGCCCUGGCGGGCCCGGUCCCGCGGAGGUCGGGCUGGGCGCCCUACCCGCCGAGCUGCGGGCGGCGGUGCGGGCUCUGGUGGCCGAACUCGACUCUCUCUUCACUGCCCUGGGCCUGCGGGAGGAGAGCUUCGCCGUGGGAGUCCUCAGCAGGGUCCUCGCGGCUGAACUGGCAAGCUAUGGCCCGGCCCGGAACAGGAGGAGGACGGCAACCAGCAAGGCCUCCGUUGUCUUUGUGGAUAGGACGCUAGACCUCGCUGGAGCAGUUGGUCAUCACGGUGAAAAUCUUGCAGAGAAGAUACUUUCUGUGCUUCCCAAGCUUCCUGGCCACAAGACUGAUGUGAUGGUUAACAUGAUAGAACUUACGGCACUGCAGACUACAGAUAAAACUUGGAAUAUUAUAGCACCUGGCUGCUUAGCACAACCAAAUGAUGCAGCUGCCAAAGCUCUCUGGGAGUCCUUCAUGAACCUCAAGCAGAAGGAAGCUGUGAUGGAGGCUAGGAGACACCUUGUGGAGGCUGCGAGCAGAGAAAAUUUACCUAUUAAGAUGAGCAUGGGCAGAGUCACCCCAGAACAGCUCAGCUCCUACAUUCAGCUGUUCAGAAAUAAUCUCAAAGCUUUGGAGAACCAUUGUGGUCUUCUGCAGCUUGUGCUGGCUGUGGUCCAGACUUUGAAACAUCCCCAGACUUCCAAAUGGGACAACUUCCUUGCCUUUGAGAGAUUACUUUUGCAGACUAUUGGUGAGUCAGAAAUGCCCAGUGUUUUGAACCAGUUACUGCCAAUGAUCAAGUCUUACAAUGAGAGGACAAAAGAUGAUUAUACCUGUGAGGACUUCCUUGUCUUGCUGGUGUACAUGUAUUCCAUUGUUGGAGAACUCAAAAGUGGAAAAGAGCUGGACACAGCUGAAGAAGAGGUGAAAAAGGCCCUAGUCAAGGUCAUUUGUGAUGAGCCAGAGCCAUCUCCUUUGUUGCAGAAAAUAACAGGCUGUGACUCGUUGCUGAACCUGACAUCUCAGAAAGCCACAAAUGCAGUGGACGUUAUCUUUCGGUCCCUCAGGGAUAUCUCAAGAGCUCGAAUGCACAUGAAACAGUUUAAUUCCAUACAUAAUGCAGGCAGCAACACCCACCAGGCUUCUUACAAACCGCUGCUGAAACAGAUAGUGGAAGAGAUCUGCAAUCCUGAUCGACCUGAUCCUGUUGAUAUUGAGCACAUGUCAUCAGGCCUCACUGAUCUCCUUAAAACUGGAUUCAGCAUGUUCAUGAAGGUGAAUCGCCCUCACCCUGGUGAUCAUCCUCUUCUGAUCAUCUUUAUGGUUGGUGGAGUGACAGUCUCUGAGGUCAAAAUGGUGAAGGAUCUGGUAGCGACUCGCAAACCUGGAAUGCAGGUAAUGGUGCUGUCUUCGGCACUCCUGACGCCGCACAGUGCUGUUGAGUUGUUGUUUGCCACAGACCAUCUCCAGCCUGACUCUGAUAUCUGACAGGGGGAGAAUCUGUGGAGAAGAUGAAUGGGUGUCUCAGCUGGAAACGUCAAAUCCCUGGUCUGUCACUCUUCCCACGAGCCUUCCAAAAAAAGACAUGUUCCCUGCUGCAGUUAUGGCUCCAGCUGAAACGGCUGGGUAUCUGGCUGUAGGGGAACAUGUGCAGCUCACAGGCAGCUCUUCAAAAUGGUCCAGUUGUCCAGCAACAUCUUCUCCUGUCCACCUUGGUAACACUGUGGUGUGCUGAAUCACCCCCAGCCCCACUCAGGCAUGGGAUGAUGGCUUGUAAUAAUUCCUUAUAAAAGGAGCAGCUGAGGACCAGGUGAUACUGAAUUUGUACUCCCCAAACAGCACUUUUUUCUCCGAGUGUUCCUGAUGGUUUCACUGGGGUUUCUUCUGGUGGGAAAUGCUGCUGAGGGAGUGAAAAGCUAGCAAAAUCCACCCUCUCUGUCAUGCUACCUUGCAAAACACAUGUGCCUUAUACAGUGCUCUUACUUCAUUCCUCACCCAGAGAGGUCAUGGGGCACAGCACUGAUUUAGCCAGCAGAGCAUCUGCUGGUCUGGUGAUGCUGUCCCAGUGGGACUGGUAGAUGCAGAGAAGCAGAGAGCAAGACCCAAGGGCUAGGUUAUGUGGCUGCUUCUCUCUCAGCAUCCUUUUUCCUGGUCUAGUUUCUCCACCCACAGCCCUGGGAGAAAAGACUUCCUGAUGGCACACUUCUCUGCAGGAGAACAUAUGGGCUGUGGUAGUUUAAUCGCAACCUUGGAAGAAUCCUCCCCUCCCAUGCAUUUAAAAGAGAAGAAGAAAAAAAAAAAGCACCAUCCCACUUUCAAAAGGCCACAGCGACAGAUUCUGUCUUGAUUUAGAUUUCUUCAUUAGAGAACAGCUUUUAUGAUCAUGAGAGAACUGCUAUUAAAUUCAGUUAUGUAAUUUUUCUUUAGAAAACUUUGCUAUAAUCUGUGAUAAAAAAACAGCAACCAAUAGAGAUUGUGAUUGCAAUUGCAUAUAGGACCAAGACUUUUGAAUUGCAGCAGAAAAUGGUGGAGCUCUAAAGCUGCAUCCUCUUGCUCCAUCCAAGGGAUUCUAAGACUACAGCUUACACUGAGAAUGUGACGUUGUGACAUUCAUUCUAUCAUAGCAUUCUUUAUUAUGCCAAAGGAGUAGAUUAAAUGGGAAGUAGCUUUUUAACCUUUGUUCACUAGCUAGCCUAAGUUCUCUGAAAUGUUUAUAGUGGUCUUCAGAAAAGGGUGCAUUUUGAUUUCAGUUCACUUUUGAGUGGCUGGAAGGAAACAAUGGACCGAUUAUAAAGCAUGGACAAUGUCACCUCUGUGGAAGAUAGAUUUAUAAGAAUGAUUAUAGAAUGGAACUUUGUGCUAUAAAAAAUGAGAAAUAUUAAGAGAUUUCAAUGUUAAAGCUCAAGAAACAGUUUGAACAGAGCAACUGGAGAGUAAAUAGCCAGUCUCUUGGUUUCUUUUCUCUCAUUCUGUGUUGUUCAAUCUUAGAAUAUGAAUGUUUCAUAAAUUCUGUAAUCAAUAAAGCAAUGUUCUUACAACGCCAAA